AUGAAAUCAAAGGAUGUUUUGUUGGUCCAUCUGGUGCCCCCUUGUGAGGACCCGUCCAGCAUCGCCGUGCAUCACGACGCGGGUGCCAUGGACCCCACUCGCGGCCCUUCCUCGGGGGCCGCCCAACGCGGCAUCGGCACGCCCAGCCUCGAGUAUGAGGCGGUUAUCUGCGCGCAGCUUCGUCGGCUUAUUGAAAACAGCCAGGCCUCAUUCCGGCACUCGAUGAGUCUCUGGUAUAUUAUUCUCCGCAGUGCGCUAUUUAAGCAGGAAAAAGCGAUAUGGGUGGCGUGCGCCAUGCUUAUUAUUUCUUGUGGGCUGCAUUCCUUUGCACGGGUUGUGAUCUGUACGUGCCUAUUCAUCGUGGUCUACGCUAUUUAUGUGCUGCUCCAGGGGUAUCUCUUUUGGAUGCGCCUGACCGAAGUAAAGUACCGCACGACAAACGUCAUGGCGGAAGUGAUCCACCGAUGGACAUCACGCAUCGGCUCGGCGAAACAACCCAGUCAAACCGCACAGGAACGGCGUCUUUUGUCCAUUGAGUGCUUUGCGCAUCUCAAUUUGAAGGCAUUUCGAAUGGUCGCCAUCGUGGACUCUCGCACCCAGCGUCUUAAGCACAUCCAGAAAUGCCUUAUGGUAAAAGGGGCCCGGCGUCUGGAUGAGGCGACACUUCGAGCACGUCGCUAUGUGGAGCCGGUCGGAAUCUGCAAACUCGUUGACGUGAUGAGGGUCGCGCUGGAAAAUAACGCGAUCGUGCUCAAAUCCCUUGCGGACAAGUGUAAACCACCGCGAUUGCCUAACUUAUUUAUCUCCGCAUCGGAGUUCAUUGAGGACGAGUCCACCACCGACGAAAGUGACGGGGAGAACGAUUCACGUACCCCCGCGUUCGACGGGAGCGGUAGGGUUUCCACAUCCGCUUCCCGGCAGAUGGAGUACUUUAUCCAUCGUGUGAUGCUCCUUUUCUGGAUUGCUGGUAUGCUCGCUACGGUCGGUGCGGGUUUUUUUCGUUAUUCCAUCGGAAAGACCACCCUUUACGAAGGUAUCUUUCUGUACCCCCCUAUUGCUCUACUGGGGCUUCUCCCCGUUAAUGCCAUUAUGCUUAAUCGAUUUCUCGUACUUUAUGCGAACAUUUUUCUGGACAAGCUCUUCCAUUUGUUGGUGUCGAAGCGCACGCAUUCUCUGGACGACCGUUUACCGCGCUUUUCAUUCUGGUCCACAUUGUAUAUGGCGCUGCGGGUUUUUUUCAGGGUCGAGCCGAAGUGCGGUGGCCGCAAUCCUCUUGUUUUCUCCAUUUCUCUUGUGGAUACGCUGGCGAUGGCCUCCGUCAUCGCGAUAUUGGAUCAGGAGGGGAUUGUAACGGAUAUGGUGCCGCUCCCUGUUGAAGUUCUGAUGUUAAAACCACCCCCCGAAGCGGCCAGCUCCUCGAGUGAUAGCGAGGACAAUAUCAUGGACUGCCUUACGGGGUGCGAGGAGGUCAAGGUGAGAGAGCGGCGGCGUAAUAUGAAGAAGCAGGUCAAGCGGAACAAAUUUCAGGCUAAGCGUCUCGCCACUUUGCGCUUCACUCAGAGCGCGAAGGAGGACCUCGCGGUGGAGUUCGCCGAUGGGAAGGAUUCCCAGAAGUACCAAAUGCAUGUCCGCCCGAUAUGUCUUGGGAUUCUCGUGCACGCCUUGGCCAAGCCUUCCAUGAGCUUGGAGACGUGGACGGAGCCGUUUCGCUUUGUGGACCGUUCGUUGCGCUGGAGUCGCGCGAUGCACUGGAUCCCGCGCGCGUACGGGUUCUCCGACAGCGUCGCGGACGGGUUUUUAGUCAUCGCCCGCAUUUUCACCAUCGCGACCUCGGGGAGCGCGGGCUACCACGAUCGGACCCCGGAGCAGGCCUGUUCGCUCCUGCUCGAGGACGGCGACCGCAUUCUGCACGUUUUCACCCUCGGCACGCCGCACCUGGUCACGAAGCACUGCACGACGUACUGGACCGGCACGACGGUGGAGGCCUUUCACGAGGAGGAAAAGGCCGAGGUCCUGCACACCGGCAAGCACCAUUGGGAGGACCGGAUGUGCUACGAGACCGUCGCCCUCGCCCACCGGGUGCUGCCGGAGCGCUACCGGUCCUUCGUCAACACCCUACCGCGCGACCCACGACGCUACCAUGAGUACUUUUUCUGCGAUGGCGAGGAGGUGAACUGCGACUCGUGGAAGAAAGCCCAGGCCGAGCGGGCUGCCUCCCACCCGAAAGGCGGGGGGAAGGGCUCCGAAAAGGAGGCGGGCCCCACAAAGGGCCAUAACCACCCCAGUAAGGUACUCUACGAUAUCAUGGAGGGCAGCUGUGGGCAUCGGGAUGACGACAUCCGGCCUGCUCGCCGCGGCAACGGGCAAGGUGCGCGGCAUUACCGCAGUGGGAGCUUUUCAGCAUUGACACUGCCUUUACGCUAUAGCGCGCCGCGCCUGAUGCCGCAGCGGUCGUUGUCCUUCGGCGAUCAACCCAGCAAGAAGGCAGGGGCCUUGGAGGAAGACGACUGCCUGACGACCAAAACUUUUAUUCGCCUCAUGGCCACGAAUUCACACACCUUCCUCGGCCUUGUCGCGCUGAGGGACUCGGUGCGGCCUAACGUUCAGACCUCGAUGGCGAUGCUUGACGAGGCCGGUGUGCGGUGCAUGUACUUCGUGGUAGGGAACAAGUGUCGGGCGCACAGCUUCGGCUCUCGUGUGGGAUUGGAGACGGACUGGAACUGCUGUAUUUCUCUGAAAAGUGAUGCCGUCGCGCUGGACCCCUACAGUAUUCGCGCCCAACUGCCCUUUGGCAUCAAGUCCAUCCGAAAGCACAUUCUCCACGUCGACCCUAUUCCACUGCAGGUGAAUUUGUUUUCCCAUGCCCACGGCGUCGCGACGCGGGCGAUGCUUUCCAUCCUGCAGGACAAUCACGAGGUCGUGAUCGCGGUGGGCUCUGUUUUUAAUCACAGCAACAUCCGGAGCUUCACACAGGCCGAUCUGGCUGUCGGCGUUCUCCCCACACGGCGCGGAGUGAAUGCAGACAAGGAGCACGUUCUCAAGCACAGCCGGAUUGUUGAGCCGUCUGAUUUUUCCGCCACCAACGCCCUCAACCGCGACCUUCCGCUCUAUCGCAAUAUCGCGGAGUUGUUUGGAUGCGCUUGUACGCUGCGCUCGCCGCCGACGACGUCGGUCUUAUCCAUCUUGGUGACCUUGGUCCGUCAGGCGCGGAUUCAGCUCAGCGGCAUCAACAACUGCGUUGAGUUUAUCCUACACACCAACCUUUUCGUGGUGAUGGUCAACACUCUCACACUGCUGGUGGGUGGGUUUCUUCUGUUGGAUCCGAUUGUCGUUAUCGUUGAGCUUAACCUCAUCCUACCCAUUCUGGCCCUGGCUCUCACCCACACGGCGCACUCCAGCGUGGAUAUCAUGAAGAUCAUGCCCUCCCGCGCGAACUAUUUCAUCCGUCUUGCCAUUUGCCGGCACGGCGUGGUGGUGUGGGGGUUGCGCUAUUUCCCGUCCGUGCUGGGGAUCUUCACGCUGGGUUUUACGGCGGCCCAGGGCCUCUGCGGGGCCGACGUCCAGGGGCUUUCCCAGCGCACCAGUGAGGACUGCAUGCACGCCGCCCGGGGCUACGUCUGCUGGACGCUGAACUACUGGAUCAUCCUGCACGGCUGGACGCACCUCAGCCGGUAUCACCCCAUUACACUGGGCUUACCGCACCAGCUCUGUCAUGGUAGACCGUCGGCUCGCCACCAGCUCGCGCGCUUUUUAAAGGCAAGCGCCCUUGUGGUGGGGUUGACGAUGGGGCUCGUCCUGGUGAACACCCCGAGGUCGGCCCUCGGGGCCGCGUUUGUCCCGUCAACCCUGCACACCAUCGCCUCGCUUUUUUUUCCCGUCGUCUUCCUGGCCUUGGAUCUACCCAUCAAGCGGUGGCGCGCGCGAAGGUUCUCUCUCAUGCAGAAAUUCCGAAAGCUCAGCUUUGGGACCCGCCUCGGCAUGCAUUCCCCGCGUGGGGAUUACGAGCCGGAGGGGAUGAUCCAUGGCGGCGUCGCCGCCUCCCACCACACGGGGAAUGAAUGGGCGGAGGGUGGCGGCGGCGACGAGGCAGUGCGGAUUCCACUUCGCAAGCGCUUCACCGAGGCGUUUUAUCGCUACGUGACGAUUCAAGGCGGUAAGUUGGAGUUGAAUUGCGUCUGCUGCGAUCACAUCGGGGGGAACUACGCGUCAUAUUUGAAUCCUACAAACGCAUGA
Phytomonas sp. Hart1 is the source of this 4233-nucleotide messenger RNA. The record is from the annotation of a GenBank genome assembly. NCBI's taxonomy places the organism in Eukaryota, Euglenozoa, Kinetoplastea, Trypanosomatida, Trypanosomatidae.